AACGGUCUAUUGCCUUCCCCUCUGCUGCUCUGCUCUGUUCGCUUGUGCUCCUUCUUUCCAUGGCGGCAUACGCCGGAAUCCUAGUUCCACCGCUCCCCGUCCGCCUCUCGGUCUCUCACCUUAGAUCCGUUACCCCGGCUUCCUACUCCCUGAACCACCGUCCCCCCCGCCCCGCGGUCGCCCGUGCGGCUUCCCGCGGCAACGGCAACGGCGGGCCACCGGUGGAGGGGGAGAAGGAGCGGCGACGCUCGUCGCUCCCGGCGCUGUCGGAGAUCCGGUUGGGAGAGCUUCUGUCCCCGGACCCCGCCAAUGCCGUGGCUGUGGUGCUCACGGGCGCGCUCGUAUGGGCUGGCGCCUCACUGCUGCUGCAGCUCACGCUCAUCUCCGCAGCAAUCUUCGCCGCCGCCGUCAAGUACUCGUUUGUCGCCGCGCUCCUGCUAAUCGUCCUUAUCGCCCUGCUGUGAUCGACCCGGCCAAGAAAAAAGCUGUAAGUUCGCACGAAGCAUUCCGAUUGAAGAUCACGUAGAGGGCAAAGCAGCGGAUUUCAAAUGUUUCCAUUUUUGUAUGGAGCAGUACUGCAGUAGAAAAUAUUUGCCUGCCAGUGCCAGGUGCGUUUAUUAUUAUUAUUGUUU
Messenger RNA from Zea mays, 632 nucleotides. RefSeq lists its product as uncharacterized. Lineage: Eukaryota; Viridiplantae; Streptophyta; Magnoliopsida; Poales; Poaceae. The transcript is spliced from 2 exons. Bases 60 to 464 code for a protein of 134 amino acids. The record is from RefSeq and is marked validated.